Messenger RNA from Rotaria sp. Silwood2, 1864 nucleotides. NCBI's taxonomy places the organism in Eukaryota, Metazoa, Rotifera, Eurotatoria, Philodinida, Philodinidae. The record is from the annotation of a GenBank genome assembly.
AUGCUUUGUGAAGGACAACUAGUCUUGGACGCACAAGGAAACUUUACUUGGGAGCCAACAGAAUUUACUGCCAUCAAUGGUGAAACAGUUUUCAAACAGAAAUGUGUGACUGGUACGAAUCCAUCAACUCUAGCGAAUAAUAUCCAUCAAAUUGAUGUAACUAUACCAACAGAUGGUAACGGCUAUGUAACGGUACGUACAGAGUAAGACUAGAAACCGUGAUAGACGACAUCUCAACAUGUUUCGCAACGAUUUCUAUUCUGAAGAGAUAUCACGCUUGUAGGAACUCUCUUCAUUAAAUACAUCAUUUACACACUAACCAGGAAAUUUGAUUCUUUGAUGUUGUUUCUUAGGCUGCUUGUCUUCCAUCGGGUCAACAUAUUGGAUCGCAGAGAAACUGUGGUUUCAAGUUGCAGUCAGCGAUCAAUACAUGCACACCGGGAAAAAAGACAAAAUUAAGGUGCUCCCAAGAAACGGCAGUGGCAAACCCGCAGUUCAUUUCAUAUGGGGUGCGCAUAUGCGAAAGUUCCGUUGUGUUAAAUACUGGAACGGCUUGUGAUUAUGAUACUGCUUUGAACAAUGCAGUAAUUAAGCCAUCUGCAGCACAUUUUUUCUCAUUUAUCUGUCCUUCUUAUCGUGAUCCCCGUGAACCAGGUGGUUUAUACUCAAUUUAUACUGCUCCAAUCAUGGAACAGCUAAUGCAUAGUGAAACGACAGUUAAGUGUGAGCAAGUUAUCUAACGAAGCAAUUUGUUCUUUUUCUCUUAUAUAUUCAACAUGGACUGAAGGAGAACUAUCUUGGACAUACUAUUAACUCACUCGAUCGUCGCCUAGAAACUACUUCAAACUUCGCUAUUGACGAAACAAAUCUUUCAUUUUAUUAAUUUUAUUCCAGAAAGGACUUCCAUUACAAGCCUUUGAUGCUGAGUCUUGAGAUAUGUUUAGAGAGGGUGUGGGUGCGUGCAGCUAGCACAAUAUCGAAAUUUUUUCGUAUGAACUGGAAUCUUAGCAAGUGUCACUUCUGCAUGAGCAUCAAAGAUUCAAAAUUUUGUGACAAAAUUUCGAAUCAAAUAAAUAAUAUUAUAAUCUACCGGUAAAAUCGAGUAAAUUCAUCGUGAAACGGAUCUGCGCAUGUUCUUACUUACAUAUAACAUACGCUUUCAAUGUUGCAUUUCGUACAUGGUGUGGACGUGUAUUUGUUCUGGCAAGACCUACGCUCUCGAUUCUAACAAUACUAUCAUCAAAGCCUUUUAAGUUUCCUUCGAUUACUGCAGUCUGAAUUGAUUUCAUAGCAGUUGAACAUAUAUAAUUCAGAAUAAUGCGUAAUUUUACGUAAUUGUUGAUCUUCUUUGCAGAACUUCAUGUGGAAAUCAUCAGCCACGUUCAACUCAUUUGUCCGCGCAUAUCAUUUGUUUUCGAAUAGACUAUUAUUUUUGUUUCAUUUAAGUUUUUUAGCUAUACUGCUAUCCAUUUUUUGUGUACUCAAAAAGUGAGUACACUCUAGGAUUGGUCAGUGUGUUUGGCCAGCCGGUCGUUUACACGAUAACUUUUGAAACGAGAGUCCAAUCGGAAUGAAAUUUUCUACACAGUUUAGUCUCCACAAUAUCUCGAUCCAGUUCGAAGAUGAGAAUGAUUUGCCGAACCAUAGCUGAAUUAUUACAAAAAUAGUCACCAUCCUCUAUGCUUUCCUAUGCAAAGAUCGACCUAUCCCUGUUUUCGUAAAAAGCUUUUCUUAUCAUAGUCAAAAAUAAAAACCCCAACUAUUACACACCAUUCGAUAUAGAAUUUCACGAGCUACAAAAUGAUAUAUAAAACAUAAACAAACAACAAGGCUAUGUUAACCAUGGCAAAAAUAAAUAAACGGA